AGGAUUUCCUCACAGGCUGUGACGCAGAGCUGGUCGGAACGGACAAGUUGCGUUGGGUUGCGUAAAAGUGAAGUGAACAAGCGAAAAAAAACCCAAACCCGGACAUAACAGACCAGCAGCAGCAGCAACAACAACAAAGAAAGAAUGUGGUUCGUUUCUCUCAGCUCUCGGAUCCUCAGGUCCUAUUCUCAUGUUUUGGGUCGGAGGGGCUGCAACACCGCGGCUUUCAUGCCAGAGGCUGCGGGCUUUGAGGGGGUUUCAAGCCGCUCGUCACUUCAGGACUUCUCCGUCUCUAAUAGCGAUACUUUCUGGUCCGCGGUGGCUCGACACAGGCUCAGCUGGAUCAGCCCCUUCACAGCGGUCCAGGACUGCGAUCUGAGCCAAGGCAGGAUAAAAUGGUUCGACGGAGGAAAACUCAACGUGUCCAUAAACUGUCUGGACCGUCAUGUCCACACAAGUCCAGAGAGAGUGGCUCUGAUCUGGGAGAAAGAUGAGCCUGGCUCUGAGGUCAAGAUCACCUACAGGCAGCUGCUGGAGAUGACGUGUCGCCUGGGUAAUCUGUUGAGACGCCACGGUGUAAAAAAGGGCGACUGUGUCACCAUCUAUAUGCCAGCCUGCCCCCUGGCAGUGGCGUCCAUGUUGGCCUGUGCACGUAUCGGUGCCGCCCACAACGUGGUGUUUGCUGGGUUCAGUGCCGAGGCUCUGUCAGAGCGAAUCAGAGAUGCCCAGUCCACUGUGGUCAUCACAGUAAACCAGGGCGUCAGAGGAGGAAGAGUCAUAGAGCUGAAGAAGACCGUGGACACAGCCGUCCAAAGCUGUCCUACUGUGAAGCAGGUUUUUGUGGCCAUGAGGACAGAGAAUCCCGUCAUUAUGACGGACAGAGAUGUUCCCAUGGAAGAGGAGAUGAUGAAGGAGGCUGUGGUGUGUGAACCGGCUGCCAUGGACAGUGAAGACAUUUUAUUCUUACUCUACACAUCAGGCAGCACAGGGAAACCUAAGGGACUGGUCCACACUCAGGCUGGAUAUCUGCUGUAUGCUGCUCUCACACACAGGUACGUCUUCAGUUAUAAUGAUGGAGACAUUUUCGGCUGUGUGGCUGAUAUUGGCUGGAUUACGGGCCACAGUUAUGCUGUAUACGGACCACUGGCCAACGGCGGAACUACGGUUUUGUUUGAGAGCACUCCAAUCUACCCUGACCCAGGAAGGUACUGGGAGAUGGUUCAAAGACUGAAGAUUAACCAGUUUUAUGGAGCACCAACAGCCAUCCGCCUCUUGCUGAAGUACGGAAACCAUUGGGUGCAAAAAUACGACCGCUCCACCCUCAAAACUCUGGGCACCGUGGGUGAGCCAAUCAACACCGAAGCAUGGCAGUGGUACUACAGUGUGGUCGGGGACAAGCGGUGUCCUGUGGUGGAUACAUGGUGGCAAACAGAGACCGGUGGCAUCUGCAUCGCACCCAGGCCUUCGCAACCAGACGCAGAGAUUGUCCCAGGAAUGGCCAUGAGACCUUUUUUUGGGAUAAAGCCAGUGCUCAUGGACAGUGAGGGUAAAGUUGCCACCUCUAACAACACGUCUGGAGCUCUGUGCAUCGCUCAGCCUUGGCCUGGAAUGGCCCGAACAAUUCACAACGACCACCAGAGAUUCACUGCCACCUACUGUCAGCCGUAUCCUGGUUAUUUCUUCACUGGUGAUGGAGCAUACCGAUCUGAAGAAGGAUAUUACCAGAUCACCGGGCGCCUUGAUGAUGUCAUCAACGUGAGCGGCCACAGAAUUGGAACAGCCGAGAUCGAAGAUGUAGUGAAUCAGUGUCCAGCUGUGGCUGAGUCUGCAGUCAUAGGAUAUUCACACAACAUUAAAGGACAAGGUGUUUAUGCCUUUGUGGUGCUAAAAAAGAGCGUGGACACCAAGGAGCAAGAACUAAGUUGCCAACUCUAAGACAUGGUUUCUCAAAAGAUCGCCAAGUACGCCUGUCCGGACGGCAUCCAGUUUGCACAACGUCUUCCUAAAACGCGAUCGGGAAAGAUCAUGCGGCGGGUGCUGCGGAAGGUCGUGGAGUGUGAAACGGACACAUUGGGAGACCUCAGCACGCUGGACGACCCCACCGUGGUUGAAGAGAUCAUCCAAGGUCACAGUGAGCUCAAAGAAAAGCAGCCAUCUAAAUGAAGUGUUUACUACUUAGUCUUACUUCAGCCGGAACUUGAAGAUACGCUAAAGACGUUCAUUGAACUAAUGAUUAUGAAUCAAAACUUACUGUUUUCGACCAAAUUAUUAUUUUUUUAUUGCACAUGUAAAAGUUUAACAAAUCCUCUAAACAAAUGUUGUUAAUGUCCAGGCAGUGUUUAGAAAACAGGACAGCAGUCAUUGUACGACAAUAUUUUGUGUGUAAUGUAAACAAUAAACCACUGUGAUUUUACAUAA
This is a messenger RNA of Cynoglossus semilaevis (tongue sole), 2418 nucleotides long. It is a transcript of the gene acss1, whose product is annotated as acyl-CoA synthetase short chain family member 1. The record is from RefSeq and is a predicted model, not a curated record. The transcript is spliced from 14 exons. Gene Ontology annotation, cellular component: mitochondrion. Gene Ontology annotation, molecular function: AMP binding; acetyl-CoA synthetase activity. The coding region runs from base 145 to 1935 and encodes 596 amino acids. Lineage: Eukaryota; Metazoa; Chordata; Actinopteri; Pleuronectiformes; Cynoglossidae.